This is a messenger RNA of Rotaria socialis, 996 nucleotides long. The record is from the annotation of a GenBank genome assembly. Lineage: Eukaryota; Metazoa; Rotifera; Eurotatoria; Philodinida; Philodinidae.
AUGUCCAAUGAUCUACGUAAAUUAUCACCAGAAUUUUCAAUUGAUGAAGCAAAAUCUCUAGCUAAUCAAUAUUAUGGUUUAAAAGAAUUCAUUUGUCAAUUACCAAGUGAACGUGAUCAAAAUUUUCUUUUUGAAAAAGAAAAAUUAAAAUUUAUAUUAAAAAUUUCCAAUAUUGAUGAAAUUUAUUCAGUAAUUGAUAUGCAAAAUUGUGCAAUAGAAUCUAUUAAACCUUGCAUACGAGUUAUACCUGAUUUAAAUGGAAAUAUGAUUAUUAAAUAUAAAAAUCAUUUCGUACGUCUUGUUAGUUAUUUUCCAGGAAUUCCUUUAGCUGAUUAUCAACCUCAUAGCGAAAAAUUAUUUUUUAAUUUAGGAAAAGUUCUUGCAAAUAUUGAUAAAUCUCUUAGUCAAUUUGAACAUGAAGGUACAAAACGUAAUCUUUAUUGGAAUAUAACAAAUGCUGAAUAUAUAAUUAAUAAAUAUAAACACUUAAUUAUUGAAAAUAAUCGUCGUCAAAUAGUUGAAAAUAUUCUUAAUGAUUGGAUUAAAUAUGUUGUUCCACAAUUUUCAUCUCUUAGAAAAUCUGUUAUUCAUAAUGAUGCUAAUGAUUAUAAUAUUAUUAUUGUUGAUCAAGAUAAUAUUGGUUUAAUUGAUUUUGGUGAUAUGUGUUAUACAUAUCUUAUUUGUGAAGUUUCUAUUGCAUGUGCUUAUAUUAUGUUAAAUAAACAAAAUCCAAUUGAUUCAGCAACAUAUCUUAUUCGUGGUUAUACUCAAAUUUAUUCAUUGGAAAAUAUUGAAAUUGAUUUAAUUUAUUAUUUUAUUCGCACUCGACUUGCAAUGAGUGUAACAAUAUCUGCUCAUCAAAAACAAAUUCAACCGGAUAAUCCUUAUCUUGUGAUCAGUGAAAAGCCGGCUUGGACUUUACUUGAACAAUUAAAUCAUUUUGAUAGUAAAACUGUUUGUCAUAUUUUUCGUUCUGCUUGUAUUUUAUCAAAUUAA